This is a messenger RNA of Macadamia integrifolia, 587 nucleotides long. RefSeq names its product stromal cell-derived factor 2-like protein. The record is from RefSeq and is a predicted model, not a curated record. NCBI's taxonomy places the organism in Eukaryota, Viridiplantae, Streptophyta, Magnoliopsida, Proteales, Proteaceae. The annotation marks the transcript as partial. The transcript has 3 exons.
GUGAGCUGCUUUGGAGGAGAAGAUGAAUCUGAUGCUGGGGAUUAUUGGAGGCUUGAGAUUGAGGGGGGUGGGAAAACAUGGAAGCAAAACCAGAGGAUCAGGCUUCAGCAUGUGGAAACUGGUGGUUAUCUACAGAGUCACAACAAGAAAUAUCAAAGAAUAGCUGGAGGUCAACAGGAGGUUUGUGGUGUUCGAGACAAACGUCCUGACAAUGUUUGGUUGGCAGCCGAAGGGGUAUACCUUCCGGUCACUGAAACAGAGUAGUUUCAGCCGUUCUGCUCUCAUUAACACUGAAAAACAGAUGGUAGAUGACAGUUUUUCUGGUGGUGGGUAGUGGUGAAAGCAUAGUUCCUUCGAGCAAAAGAAUCAAAUUGUUAAAAGCAUGUAAUUAGCUAUGUUUGACAGGUUCCAUCAAUUGAUUUAUUUGUCAAGAACCCCAGUUUUGAUCUUUAGGGGAAUGACCACUCGGCGUAGGGUUCGAGCAACUCCUGCACCCAUCUUUCAGUAGAUUUUGUAGAACAAACGUGUAUGGUCCUUGCAUCUGACUUUCAUUACUUUUUACUGCAUGGGCGUGUUUUUUCUGGUAA